Molecule: messenger RNA, 802 nt
Organism: Thalassophryne amazonica
Lineage: Eukaryota; Metazoa; Chordata; Actinopteri; Batrachoidiformes; Batrachoididae
Gene: smim8
Product: small integral membrane protein 8
Exons: 2
Coding region: 98-385 (95 amino acids)
Source: RefSeq, a predicted model, not a curated record
GUUUAUUUGCUCGUUGACUUUCCAACAUGGCGGAUUAAAUGACGGUCAGGUCUGUUUUCGACUUUGUUUUUGUCACUUUUUACCUAUUUUGAGGAAAAUGUCGAACCCAGAGGCCGAGAAACGGAAAGACAGACCUCCAGAGAAAAGUUACCGGAGUCCCGGUCUGAGAGGAGCCAAAACCAGCACCUUAUUCCGAGCCAUUAAUCCAGAACUGUUCAUCAAACCUAAUAAGCCGGUGAUGGCCUUUGGACUGAUCUCCAUCACGCUGUGUGUGGGCUACCUGGGCUACCUGCACGCCAUGAAAGAAAAUGACCAGCAGCUCUACGAGGCCAUUGACGGCGAUGGACAGAGACAGAUGAGGAGAAAGACGUCCAGGUGGGACUGACAGUGAGACACGGAGACCACCAGACACGUGUGAUGGCACAAUUCCUUAACGCCCCUGUGAGGUCAUCUGACCUGGGAGAGUCAGAGGUCAUGUACUGUGUUGAAAGCAAAAUCUGUCUGAAGGAAACAGAUUUUGGAGACAUUUUGUCAAACGUUUUUCGAGCAGUGGAUUUCGCCGCCGUCCAUCUGAUGAGAACAGACAUGUUCCGAUGUUUAUUCCCUGUUUGAUGUUUGUUUGUUGAUGUUUCUCACAAACUCUUCUCCGUCGUCUCACCAUCAGAUCUCGUCUCUACGUCUUUUUGGAACACUCGGCUGUCAGAGGACCAGAUGACACCAACAUUAUUUUGAUUAAUUUAUUUCAUGUGGAUCUGAUUAGAGAUCCUCUUGUUGUGAAUAAAAUGUCAGAUAAUGAAGAAAA